This is a messenger RNA of Ricinus communis (castor bean), 794 nucleotides long. Its product is annotated as HMG-Y-related protein A. The coding region runs from base 46 to 495 and encodes 149 amino acids. Gene Ontology annotation, biological process: regulation of DNA-templated transcription; chromosome condensation; negative regulation of DNA recombination. Gene Ontology annotation, cellular component: nucleolus; chromatin; nucleus. Gene Ontology annotation, molecular function: nucleosomal DNA binding; double-stranded DNA binding. The record is from RefSeq and is a predicted model, not a curated record. The transcript is spliced from 3 exons. NCBI's taxonomy places the organism in Eukaryota, Viridiplantae, Streptophyta, Magnoliopsida, Malpighiales, Euphorbiaceae.
CCCUCCUUACCCUCAGAUCCAACUGAAACCAUUUCCCUUCCAACCAUGAUGAUUUUGGCAGCAAUUGCAGCACUGGAUGACAAGAAUGGCUCCAACAAGACAUCUAUAUCGAAGUACAUUGAAUCAAAAUACGGUGACUUGCCAGCCGGUCACACAGCGCUACUCACACACCAUCUAGCCAGGAUGAAGGACACUGGAGAGCUAGUCUUUUGGAAAAACAACUACAUGAUACCAGAUCCAAAUGCACCACCACGGCGGGGCCGAGGCAGGCCACCUAAGCCCAAGGUUCCACUGCCACCAGGCAGCGUUCCUAUCCCUGCCAAGCCUAGAGGUCGUCCGCCAAACGACCCAGAUGCACCCCCAAAGCCAGUGAAGCCCAAGCCUGCUGCUACAGGAAGUGGAAGGCCAAGAGGGAGGCCACGCAAGAUUGCACACUCGAUGGAGGAUAUGAAUGGGACUACUACGACUAGAACUGUGGCAAUGGCAGAAAGCUAAAGCCUGAUUCUGUAACUGAAGUGAGUGCUCAAAAUUAGGCCACCUUUUAGACUGAUGGUAGUGAUUUCUGGACUGACCUUGUAGAAUUCAGUGACUUGUGUGUUUUAAAGUGUGUACUCGAGCCUGUAGAGUUAGAGGAUUGUUGUUGUUGUUGAGGCUCUCAAGUUUAGUUUAUAGAUGAUAAUUUGCGAGUAAGGAGCUAAGUAUAUUUUGAGUUUGUUUACUUUGUUAUGUUCUACUAUGGUGUACGUUCUUUGACCGAGAAACCCACAACUAUAUUUGAUUUAGUUGAUCGCGUA